AUGGUAUGGGAAGUAAAGAAAAUGAUAUUUAGAAAUUUCGAUACAAACAGCAACAACAACAAUAGUAAUAACAUUCAUAAUGUUAAUGAUCAAGAAUUCAACGAUUAUUUGAAUCAAGAAUCAAUAAAUUCAGAUUUAUCAAAACAACACCAAUUAAAUGACGCGAGCGAAUUACUUUAUCUUCAACUGCCUGAAAAUGUUAAGGCAAUAUUGGAUAAACUUAAAUUAUUGCAACGAAAUGAAAAAUCUUAUGUUUUCGAUCAAAAAUUAGAAAAUGAAGAACAAGAUGACGAUAAUCAACAUCUAAACCCAAACACUACAACUGAUAUUAGCAACUCUAUGGAUGAAUAUUCCAAUAAGGGUACCAACAAUAAUGGUAGAUCUAGAUAUGGCGGUGGUAGUCAAUAUGCAAAACGUCAAAGUCAUUCGUCAUCCAGAACUUCAAAUUCAUCAUUUGCUUCAGCCCAAUCAAUAAAUCCUACAAAAAGUUCUUCUCUAAUAAAGCUUAUAGAUGCCUCGUCACUUUUAACAAAUACAAUUAGAACUUUAUUAUCAAAACAUAGUCAAACUUUGAUAAGUGCAUUUGAUGAUUCGGAAACUUUGGAUGCUUAUAAUGAGUUGAAUGUCAAAGUUAAUGAAGAAUCUGAUCAUGUAUUAAAACAAAUUAGAAUUAUCACUGCUCAAGGAAAAGUGAAUGAAUUCAUUGCCUAUGGCCAGAUGGUUUAUGAAGAGUUGAUUUCUCAUACAAGCCUUUUGGUUGAAUCGUUAACUUCUUUUGUAAAUUUUGUUCUGUUACAUCUUCCAAUUAUAUAUGAAGAACCAAUAGAACUUAAUAUAAACAAUAUCGAGGAACAAUCACCAUCAUCGUCCUUAAUCGAAGUUCGUAAGAAAGUUAUGAAUAGUCUAUCAUCAUUAAAAAGACGUUCUACAAUUCCGAUAAAAUCCGUGUUUACCACUUCAGAUAUAAAAAGAUCAUCAUAUAAUUACGAAAAUGGUGAAGAAAAUAGUAGGAAUUAUAAAGGUGGUGAUAGGAAUGCAAGAAAAGAUAACCAAAAAUAUGUCCGUAAUAGUAGAAGUAAUAGUACGGCAACUUCUAUUUCCGAAUUUGGACAAUCAUCGUUGCCACCUGUACACUCUUUCUCAAACAAUAUUCCAAAAUCUGGUGGUUUUAGAUCGAGAGCUGGCAGUAUAGGUUCAAGUAAAUCUAACGCAACUUCUAAUUUUUCAAUUUCGUCUGCUGUUACAAUGCCUGCUGCAUUGUAUUCAACUACAACAGCUAGAUCAAAAAAACUUGUAUUUACUGGAAAUAAUCAUAAACCAAUUUCACCAUUAUCAGGCUCUUACGAAUUAUUUUCAACCAACACCAACAUCAACAACGAUCGUAAUAAUCAUUUACAUAAUGCCUCUACUUUACCGCCACCAUUAAAAUUAGUAACUACAAACUUGCUUAAUAUACACGAAGAUGAACCAUCAUUACAAAAUACUUCAAACUACGCCAAUAACACCAAUAACAAUUCAUCACCAAGACCAAGACGUUCUUCACAUAGUAAUAUAAAAUCAUAUUUCAUGAAACAUAUUUAUUCAUCCGGAAUCUCUCCCUCAUCUAAUAAUUCCUCUUCAAAAACAUUAAAAACAUCAAAAUAUGACUCAUUAAAUUAUUGGCCUGUGACAGAAAAUCCGAUGGUAUUCGAUUCACCUUCUUCCCCAUCUAUACCAAAUUUUAAUAUCAAUAAUAGUAGUGGUAAUGGUAACAAUAACAGUUCUUCAAGUAAUAAGUUCCCGGGUCGUUCAUUAUUUAAAGGUUCUGUUUUAAAUGGUGUUAUAAGUGGUAUUAGCGGUAACAAUAAUACUGGGAGUAAUAGUGGUGGUAAAAAUGCUAAAAAUAAAAGAUCUAAACUUAAUAAAAUGAAUAAUGAACCAUCCAAGCCUUUGCCUGAAUCAUUAAAAACUAAAGAAAUUUACGAAUCGUCACAAGAUGGAUUGAUUAUUGAGUUGGUGGAUGGAAGUCCUCGAGUUCUUGCAGGUACCCUUGAGAAAAUGUUAUUAAGAUUGGCUGAUGAAUAUGAACAAGAUAACGAAUUUAUUGAUUGUUUUGUUUUAAGCCAUGUGUUUUUUAUCACUUCAGAAGAUUUUCUUGAGAGUAUGAUAGCUCGAUUUAUCACAGAAAAUAAAAACCCAUUAAUUCAAAAAAAAGUUUUGAUUGUAUUUGAACGAUGGGUAGCAAUACAACCACAGGAUUUUCUUAUUGACUAUAAAUUAUACGAGCGAUUAAUGGAUUUUUUAAAAGAUAAUGUGAUGAAGACAAUAACUACUACUUCAAUUACUUCAACUACCACCACAACAAAUAAUAUUAGUUGUGGAUUUCAUGAAGAAUUUGAAUAUAUUCAAAGUGCUUUAGAAAUGGAAAAAUCACGACAAAUUCCAACAUUGAAUGAUUCCUCACCAUUAUUAGAAUUUGAACCUAAAUCUAUAGCAAAAUAUUUAACAUUGAUGGAUUAUUGUGCUUUGAAAUCUAUUACAUUCUUUGAUUUCAUUACUAUUUGGUGGAAAAAACGUCAAACGUUUGAAAGUGGCGGUAGUAGCAGCAAUUCGUGUACUAGUGACAAUUCGAGUGUUGAUAACAAUGGUGGUGUAAAUUUAAAAACAUAUGAAAGUCAAUUGGAUGCUUUUACGAGAAGAUCUAACAUGUAUUGUAGAGAAUGGAGCAAUUUUCAUACAGCAAUGUUUAUAGCGCUAGCAUUAAAUUCACGACCAGUUCGCCGACUAGAGAAAACAUGGGAAUCAUUGUCAAAUCAGGAUAUUUUGAAUUUACAAAAUAUCGAAGAAUUAAUUGAUACAUCUGGAAAUAUGAAAAAUUAUCGAAAAGCUUUAACAAAUGCCAACAAUAAUAGGUCUCCUGUUGUGCCAUUUUUCGCCACAUUUUUAAAAGAUUUAACAUUUAUUAUGGAAGGUAAUCCCACCUAUUUACCACUUGGUCAUCAACGAGAAGUAAAAUUACGAAAUCCAUCAAAUUUAUCAACGUCAACGAAAGAGCAUCAAUCAGAAACCCAAGAACUCAAGUUAUCUUCUUCAAAUACGUCAUUAAAUACCGUAUCAUCAUCAACAACAACACAUAAUAGUAGUAAUAGUAAUGUGGUUGCACCGUUAGAUCAUAUAGGUGAAGUGAUAGAAAGGCGUAUGUAUGCUGUUGCUGGUUCAAUAUUUAGUGCUAUACCACCUUGUAUGACUUAUCUUCGUGUAAUAAAUCAAAGUUCAAUAGAUAAAAUACAAAAAAUUAUUCAAGAUAUAGUUGACGAGCAAUGUAAAAAAAAGAAUUGGUCAAAUAUGAAAAUCAAAAAACAUUCAAUUCUUCCUGAUGUUUUAUGUGUUCCAGUUAGAGGACCUUUUGAUAAUAUCAAACCUUUUAAAAAAGAAGUUAUUGUUGAUGUUCAUACUGGUGUUUCAAUUCUUCGUGGUGCUGAUGUUUUUGCACCAGGAGUUUUAGCAGCUCAGAAUGUGGAAGCUAAUGAAGAUGUUGCUAUAAUGGUUGAUUUAGAUGGUAAAUGUUUAAGGGGAUAUUUAAAAAAUUUUACUGGUAGAAAAUUAUUUGUUGGAAAUGGAAAGAUGAUUUUGAGUCGAGAUCAAAUAUUUCAAACUGAUCCAUCAUUGAUAUCAGGAAUAGGUGUACUAAUGACACAACCAAUCUAUCGUACACCAUCAUUAUCAAAUUUAAAAUCCUUAAUUUUUCUACAAAAUCUACCAAGUAUUUUAACUGGACAUUUAUUAAAUUUAAAACCAAAUCAACGUGUAUUAGAUAUGUGUGCAUCACCAGGUGGCAAAACAACUCAUAUAGCAAAUCUUUUCUCCAACAACUAUGGUAAUAAUGAUAAUCAAAAAGAAGAACAAAGGGAUGCUUUAGUUAUAGCAAUUGAUAGGUCAGAAAAAAAAUUAGAAAAAAUUAGAAAAAAUUGUAAAGAUUGUAAAGUCAAAGAAAAUCUUGUAAAGUGUUUUUGCUUAGAUGGCACAAAAGCAGUACUUUGUCAACAAAAAGAUAUUGAUGAAUUUAUAGAUACACAACCUGCUUAUCAAAAAAAAUUAUUUGAAUCAGCUUUUUCACUCUUAAAACCUGGUGGAACAUUAAUAUAUUCAACUUGCACGAUAAAUCCAUCCGAAAAUGAAAAAAUUGUAUCAUGGGCAUUACAAACCUUUAAAGGAAAUUUAAUUUUAUUAGAACCUGAAAUAAAAUUGGGUAAACCAGGCCUUUUGAAUGCUGGUUUAAGUGAUGAGCAAAGAAUGAUGGUACAAAGAUUUGAUCCUAGUGCAAGUAUGAAGAUGAAUGAAGAAGAUGAUUGUAAUGAUAUUGGUGGAAAAACUAUUGUUGCAAAACCAUGUGCAGACCAUCUGAUCUUACAAUUUUUAUCUACCAAAAAAAUAUAUCCUCUUGAUAUAUUAUUUAUCUCCAAUGCUUCAAAUAAUGAUUGA
Messenger RNA from Entrophospora sp. SA101, 4461 nucleotides. NCBI's taxonomy places the organism in Eukaryota, Fungi, Glomeromycota, Glomeromycetes, Entrophosporales, Entrophosporaceae. The record is from the annotation of a GenBank genome assembly.